AUGAGACCGCUGCAGGGCCCUCGAGGCCGGAGCGCCGUCGUGGGGACCGUCACCCUCUGCCUGGCCGCCGGGUGGGCUCUGCAGACUCCCGGAGGAGUAUCCUUAGUUGUCCCACAACCCAACAUCAAUGCAACAGUGGCACAAAACAUUCUCCUCUCAGUUGAAUACUCUUGCCGAGGCGUGGCCACCAUUGAGUGGAAGCAUGUGUCAAGUUGGGGCACCACCAGCAUUGUUGAGUGGAGAAGUGGGAAUUAUGUCAACAUAUCCACGGUCUACAAGGACAGAGUGACUACUUUUGAAAAUGGCUCUAUACAGCUUCGGAAUGUGGGCAUGAGAGAUGCCGGCUACUAUUUUGUCACUGUAAUGGAGGAGCAUGGAACCAAUGCCUAUGGCACCAUCAUAGUCAAUGUUUAUGAGAUUAUCUAUGAAGAUUUGCAUUUUGUAGCAGUUCUCUUCACAUUUCUCGCUGCAGUAUCUGCCAUUCUAAUCUGCUUCAUGUGGCUGUGUAAUAAAUCUCUGCAUCUAUUUCAGAAGAAGACAACACACAAACUGACAGCAAGUACAACAGAAGAGAUUGAACUGGAAACCAUUGAGUGUUAGCCAAGGACUGUAUCAUAAUAAAAAUAACAAUUCUAC
Agelaius phoeniceus (red-winged blackbird) is the source of this 636-nucleotide messenger RNA. It is a transcript of the gene VSTM5, whose product is annotated as V-set and transmembrane domain containing 5. Gene Ontology annotation, biological process: positive regulation of excitatory synapse assembly; filopodium assembly. Lineage: Eukaryota; Metazoa; Chordata; Aves; Passeriformes; Icteridae. The record is from RefSeq and is a predicted model, not a curated record. Gene Ontology annotation, cellular component: plasma membrane; axon; dendrite.